This is a messenger RNA of Neofelis nebulosa (Clouded leopard), 4294 nucleotides long. It is a transcript of the gene PRKG2, whose product is annotated as protein kinase cGMP-dependent 2. Lineage: Eukaryota; Metazoa; Chordata; Mammalia; Carnivora; Felidae. The transcript has 19 exons. Gene Ontology annotation, biological process: protein phosphorylation. The record is from RefSeq and is a predicted model, not a curated record. Gene Ontology annotation, molecular function: cGMP-dependent protein kinase activity; ATP binding. Bases 126 to 2414 code for a protein of 762 amino acids.
UGCCCAGCGCCGCAGGCGGCUGGGGAGGGAGGUGCGGGAGACGACGCGGAGACGCAGGGGCGGCGGCGCCAAGGUGAUAAGCUGCGCACCUGGAAAGUUACCCGGCUGUCUGGUCCUUGAGCAAAAUGGGAAAUGGUUCAGUGAAACCCAAACAUUCUAAGCAUCCAGAUGGCCACUCCGGGAACCUCACCACCCAUGCGCUGCGGAGCAAGGUGACAGAGCUGGAGAGGGAGCUGAGGAGGAAGGAUGCUGAGAUCCAGGAGCGGGAAUACCAUUUGAAGGAGCUGCGGGAACAGCUGUCGAAGCAGACCGUGGCCAUUGCUGAGCUCACGGAGGAGCUCCAGAGCAAGUGCAUCCAGCUGAACAAGCUUCAGGAUGUGGUGCAUAUGCAGGGAGGAAGCCCACUUCAGGCCUCUCCAGAUAAAGUGCCUCUUGAGGUCCACCGGAAGGCCUCGGGAUUGGUCUCCCUCCAUAGCCGGAGGGGAGCAAAAGCAGGGGUGUCUGCUGAACCCACCACCCGAACCUAUGACCUCAAUAAACCCCCUGAAUUUUCUUUUGAGAAAGCAAGGGUCAGAAAGGACUCCAGCGAGAAGAAGCUCAUUACAGAUGCCCUUAAUAGAAAUCAGUUUCUGAAGAGACUGGAUCCUCAGCAGAUCAAAGACAUGGUGGAAUGCAUGUAUGGUAGAAACUACCAGCAAGGGAGUUACAUCAUUAAGCAAGGAGAACCAGGAAACCAUAUCUUUGUGCUAGCAGAGGGUCGACUAGAGGUGUUCCAAGGGGAGAGAUUGCUGUCAUCCAUCCCUAUGUGGACCACGUUUGGGGAGCUAGCCAUUUUAUACAACUGUACAAGAACUGCCUCUGUGAAAGCUAUUACCAAUGUUAAAACUUGGGCACUAGAUCGAGAGGUAUUCCAGAAUAUAAUGAGAAGGACAGCUCAAGCUAGAGAUGAACAGUACAGAAACUUCCUCAGAAGUGUAUCCUUGCUGAAGAAUUUACCUGAAGAUAAAUUAACCAAGAUCAUUGACUGCUUGGAAGUGGAAUACUAUGACAAAGGAGAUUACAUUAUUAGAGAGGGCGAGGAAGGAAGUACCUUCUUCAUUUUAGCAAAAGGAAAGGUAAAAGUCACCCAGAGCACAGAGGGCCACGAUCAGCCACAACUGAUAAAAACACUGCAGAAAGGAGAAUACUUUGGAGAAAAAGCUCUUAUCAGUGAGGAUGUCAGAUCAGCUAACAUCAUCGCCGAAGAAAAUGAUGUCGCAUGCCUGGUUAUAGAUCGAGAGACAUUCAACCAAACAGUCGGGACUUUUGAAGAACUCCAAAAAUACCUUGCAGGGUAUGUGGCAAACCUAAACCGUGAUGACGAGAAAAGACAUGCGAAGAGAUCCAUGUCUAACUGGAAGCUGUCCAAAGCACUCUCUCUGGAGAUGAUUCAGCUGAAGGAGAAGGUGGCCAGAUUUUCCUCAUCAUCCCCAUUCCAGAACCUUGAGAUUAUUGCAACACUGGGCGUUGGUGGGUUCGGAAGAGUUGAGCUUGUUAAAGUGAAAAAUGAGAACGUGGCUUUUGCUAUGAAGUGUAUAAGGAAGAAGCACAUCGUUGACACUAAGCAACAGGAGCACGUUUACUCAGAAAAGAGGAUUCUAGAAGAGUUGUGUUCUCCCUUCAUCGUGAAAUUAUAUCGUACUUUCAAGGACAAUAAGUAUGUGUACAUGCUUCUGGAGGCCUGCUUAGGUGGGGAGCUAUGGAGUAUAUUAAGGGACAGAGGCAGCUUUGAUGAGCCCACCUCCAAGUUCUGCGUGGCUUGUGUGACAGAAGCAUUUGAUUACCUGCACCGACUAGGUAUUAUCUACAGAGACCUGAAACCAGAAAACUUAAUUCUAGAUGCUGAGGGUUAUCUUAAAUUGGUUGACUUUGGAUUUGCUAAGAAAAUAGGAUCUGGACAGAAAACGUGGACAUUCUGUGGAACUCCAGAGUAUGUAGCUCCUGAAGUCAUUCUCAACAAAGGACAUGACUUCAGUGUGGAUUUUUGGUCCCUGGGAAUUCUAGUGUAUGAGCUCCUCACUGGCAACCCUCCCUUUUCCGGGAUUGACCAAAUGAUGACCUACAAUUUGAUUCUCAAAGGAAUUGAAAAAAUGGAUUUUCCCAGAAAGAUAACAAGAAGGCCUGAGGAUUUGAUUCGCAGGCUUUGCAGGCAAAAUCCAACGGAGAGACUUGGAAAUCUGAAGAAUGGAAUCAAUGACAUUAAGAGACACAGGUGGUUAAAUGGUUUUAAUUGGGAGGGACUGAAAGCACGGAACCUUCCAUCACCUUUACAAAGAGAGCUCAGUGGACCCACAGACCACAGCUACUUUGACAAGUAUCCCCCUGAAAAGGGUGUGCCUCCAGAUGAACUGUCAGGCUGGGAUAAAGACUUCUGACAGAAGAAAAGAUGAUUACUGCCGAUACAUACAGAAGAAGAGUGUAAGGACCAAUAACCCAGUAGUGAUCAUUUCUCUCUUUGGAGUAUUAUCAUAUCUUUUGGAAGACCAUUAGGGAAGAGGAAUCCCUGGCCAUGAGCUGGGUGGACGAUGUGGCUAUGAAGGUGGUUCUGAAUUAUAAUGUCUCAUUUAGAUGCUGUGAAUUAUUCAUGUAUUCUAUUCUUCGCUUUUCUCAAAUGCUGAAGGCUAUCCUAUUCCCCUCUCCACAGUCUGAACCAGUUGUGCUGAUGGGGCACGAUUUUCUCUGCAAUCUGUUGCUCCAUCCCAAUCAUACUUGUCUCCUUUGAAUCCUAAUAAGGUUUAAAAAGUGUCUUGCCUUUGAGCAACUAAGUCACGCAAAUGGAAGGAAGAACAGGGGUGAGCUUUAGAAGGCUUCCCCUGUGACAGCAAUUCCAUGUAAGCAUUACGGCAUCUCAAAGUCGUGGUUUGCAGAAAUCUUUGUAGUCCAUACAAGCUCUUGAUUUUCACCUGCAUUCCACCUAAAAACAUGUUAACAUGUUUCUGGUGCUGGUCUGGGAAAGGCAAGUUUAAGUAUUAGUGGUACCACUUCCUAACAUAAAUGAGUUAAUUCAUCCAGCCAGUAAUUAUAUUCCAUUGGGGAACUUGGAAAAAAUAAAGCAAAAAAUAUUUUUCAUUCUCCUGUGACCAGCUGUGAUACCUCAGAGGCUUUUCAAAAGCCUUGUUAAAAGUAGUUAUAAUGUGUGAUCAGGUGAUGGGCCUUGGAAAGGUUUUAUCUUAUAUGCUAAAUAUUUUCCCAAUCAAAGUAGAAAACGCACAGGCACAAAAUCGUGAAGGCUUUUUCUUCUCAUUAAAUAUGGAGGAGAAUAAUUUCUAAUGGGUCAGGUUGCUGACUCUGAAACCCUGAGAUAUUUUGGCCAGUUCUAUGAAUGUUGCUGUUAAUCAAUCAAGAGUAUAGAAUAACCACAGUUAAUUUUUAAUGAAAGUCCCAUUGACUAAUGUUGAUGCACUGUAAUCACUGUUGCAUCAAUAACUUUUUAAGGAGAUUUGAGUCAUGGAUGUGUUUAUAAUUUUAGAUUUUUGAGGUAGGCAAGCACCUCGGGAAGUCAUAGGACUUAAGUAAAAGGGACAUCCAGGAUGUGCCCUUCUGUCUUCUCACAACCUUCCAGAUGAUGAAUAGACUAGUUUCAAUGGCAUUGGAUGCCAGUGCCUAAGAAGUUUACUAGAGAAUGUUUUUAUGUAUCGACCAAAAUCCUACCAAAUGGAUGGGAAGCAGACUUUCUCUGUAUCUUUUUGAUCUGGCAGAGUAAAAAUAACAUCUAAGUUCCUGCAUUAUUCAAGCUUCUGGUUAUAUUUUCACAUGCUAAUGUUCUAUGGGAAAAGCAACCUCUACCCACUCUCCACCCAUAUUUUCAGCAUUCAGAAAGAGUCAGCUAUAUGCUUCCUGAAAAGUCAAACCAGUUAAGUGAGGCUCAACCCAAGAAGGUGCAUCCUUAACAAACUGAAUUUCCACAUUUAGAGAAUCCUUUUGCUGAACCAAAGAAUUUUUGUUUCCUGGAGUAGUAUUUUUAAAGAUUAUGUAUUGUACAUAGACAAAGCAUUUUUAAUAGGAUCAACAUAACCUGCUUAAUGAAUUUCUAAGAUUUUUAAGAGAUUUUUAUUUGCAUUCGGUUUGUAAGCAUUGUAUGUUUUUCAUGUAUAUAUUUUUAAAUUGCCCACCUAUAAAUGUAGAAAAUUUAUGCAUUGGAUGGAUAUUAGAAUUAUAUAGUUAUAAUAAUAGUUAAUAUUCUUAAAGGAGAUCAAUAGUUGUAAUUCAAAAAAGACUUACAUACAUACAAUAAAAACCAACUGAGAGUACUACA